CAAACGGUUAAAAGAAUAAAAGAAAUGAAAAUUUUGAGUUCUGUAAAAAAUAAAAAGAAUAUAAUGACUAUACAUUGAAAUUAAUAGUUAAAAGUGUAAAAACGUAAACAAUGGGUGGCAAUAGUUCGAAACCAUCAAUAAUAUCAUAUGAAGAAGCUGUCAAAAGAAUAUCGGAUGUGGAAUGUCGACGAAUAAAAGAAGCUUUCAAACGGUCAGCUGGUGCAAAUGGAAGUUUGUUAAGCAAGAAUGCUUUUGUGCAGGAAGUGUUGUGUGAAGGAACACCAUCAAAUAUUGCUGAAUGGUUGUUUCAAGCAUGCGGCGGUACAAGCAAAGGUAUCAACUUCAAAGACCUAAUAUCAGCUCUUGUACUUAUCACCAGAGGUACUCAAGAUGAAAAAAUUCGAUUUUUAUGGACGCUUUACUCCAAUGACUCAAGCACUCUAAUCAUCAAAAAUGAUUUUUACAAAGCACUUCAAAUCGAAGCAACAUACCAGAAUAAUUCGACAUCAAUAUCAUCAGAACCGCAUCGCGUUAAUCACAUCAACAAUAACAUCAACAACAACAAUGUUAGCUACAAUUAUUUAUCACUUUUCGGUAGCUCAUCGUCAGUGUCAUUUGAUCAAUUUCGUUCAUGGGUUUUGAUCCAUAAGAGCGCAACAGUAUUAUCGAAAUGGCUUCUUGUUGAUUCUUGCGUUAAUCUGAGCUCAGAUUUAGAGACGCCAACAUUCUAUCAGAGUCUCGCUGGCGUCACACAUCUGGAAGAGAGCGAAAUUUGUGACCUUGAGAAAGUAUUUUGGUAUCUUAAGAGCUGCGCUUUAAGUGGUCAAUUGGAUAUUGAAUCUUUAACGCCACUUCUCUCUCCUCCAUUGCCACAAGCUGCUCUAAUGGGAUUUUUUUCAGCAUUCGAUGAGAAUUGUGAUGGUCAUAUUGACUUUAAAGAACUUUGUUGCGGUGUCAGUUGUUCAUGUCGUGGUCCCGACGUUGAACGAACAAAAUUCUGCUUUAAAAUCUUUGACAACGAUCGUGAUGGAAUUUUAAACUCAGGAGAAGUCAAUCAAAUGAUCACAAUUAUGUUGAUAGUGGCCAAAGAAUGUUGCAUGACAAACUCUUAUAAGAACGUCACAUUUGAUCAAAUUAUCGAUGAUCUACGUAAAUUUCUAAAGCUAACAAAUAGCGAUGCAGAAUUUUCUAUAACACAAGAAGAUUUUCUCAUGUGGUGCGUGCAAAGUGCUUUGAACAUCAGUCAACCUUUCAUUGAUCUUGUGUUUGAAGUUUGUCACAUCGUCUUCGGCCUGCGACCACAAUGUAAGCAUCUUGAGUUUAAAAUUGUCAAAGGAUGGCUUGCGAGAGAAACGAGACGUGGUUAUGAAGUUGGACAGUUUUGGUAUUUAGUAUCAUCAGAAUGGUGGCAGAAUUGGCUUGUUUACACACAUAACAAUAAUCAUGUCACACCGUGCACUUAUUGUAAGUCUCUGACGACGCGUUCUAGUGAGAAUGCUGAUGAAGCAAUUUACGACGAAUGUUGUGCGUCUUCAACCGUUGAAUCAAAUGGAAACAUUACUGAAACUGGAGAUUCGUCGAGUUUAGGUAGUGGCAGUAGUGGAAUAUCAAUGGGACGUCAUUCAAGCAUUCCUGGACCAAUUGAUAAUUCAAUUCUCCUCGCAGCGAAUCCAUACAAAACUGUACCAACACUAACUGGUGAGGGUGGAAAAUUAAAGCGAGAAAUUCCUUUAGUUCAACAUCGUGAUUUUGAAUUAAUUCCGGAAGCUUUAUGGAAAGCACUUUCCCAAUGGUAUGGUGGCAAUUUAGCUUUACCUCGUCAAGUUGUCAAACCACCAAACACAGAAGAAAAGGAACUUGAACUUUAUCCAUUAAAUCUUAGAGUUUUAAGACAUCACCAACAACAACAGCAGCAACAACAACAUAAUCAAAUUUCUUCAUCAGCAGCAAGUACUUCAUCUUGGAACAGUAUUUCAGGUGGUUAUGGAGCUUUAGCGAAUGCAAGUUACUCAUCUACGUCCAACACAUCAAAUUCAUCGUCGUCAUUGCAGUCGCCGAAGAAAUAUCUCGCUUACAUCGCUGCUUUUUCACGUUUAGCAACAGUUAAGCAAGUUGCAGAAUUUCUUUGUGCACGUUUGAAAUUGAAGCAAGACACAAUUCGUUUAUGGCAUAUGGGACAGAACGGCGAUGCUCCUUACCUUCUAGAAGAUGAGUCUUUGACACUUGAAGGAUUAAAUUUUAUUGACAACGAUCAACUUUUGUUAGAAAUUCGUAAUAAAGAUUUAACAUGGCCAGAGGAACUUCGAGCAAUUUCAUCUCAGAAUCAUAUAAUAACACAAGAUCGUCGUGGAACAGUUGCAUCAGUGUCUAGUUUACAUACAUCUGGGGCAACUGGUUUGCACAAUCUCGGCAACACUUGCUUCAUGAAUUCAGCCCUUCAAGUUUUAUUCAACACUAAGCCAUUGACUGAAUAUUUUCGUCAGAACAUUCAUCUGUUUGAGUUAAAUACCAACAAUAAGAUGGGAACAAAAGGCCAUUUAGCAAUAAGAUAUGCGGAUUUAUUGAAGGAAAUUCUUUCAGCUCAGACACGAUCAAUUGCGCCAUUAAAGUUUAGAUUUUGUGUGAGUAAAUUUGCACCGCAAUUUUCUGGUGGUGGUCAACAUGAUUCGCAAGAACUUCUUGAUUGGUUACUCGACACUCUACAUGAAGAUUUAAAUCGUGUAAAUGAAAAGCCAUACAUUGAGGUUAAAGACUCCAAUGGUCGAAGUGAUCAAAUUGUAGCUGCUGAGUCGUGGGAAGCUACGUUAAGAAGAAACCGUAGUGUCAUCGUUGACUUGUUUUAUGGUCAAAUGAAGUCUAAAGUUACAUGUGAAACAUGCGGAAUGGAAAGUGUCAGAUUCGAUCCAUUUUCACUUCUCAGUUUACCAUUGCCAGUUGAGAACUAUACAUAUUGUGAGGUUCUCGUGACAAAACUUGAUGGAAGUUGCCCAGUAAAAUAUGGAAUUCGUCUUAAUAGCGAUUGCAAAUAUUGGGAUUUAAAGAACCAUUUAACACCGAUGUGUGGUAUUGAACCGAGAAGUAUUUUAUUAUGUCAACUUGAAGGAGCACAAGUCAAAUAUAUUUUAGCGAAUGAAAUGAAAAUUAAUUCCAACACUUCACAUUUACUUUAUGCUUAUGAGUUGCCGAAAACUGAACAUGAUCGAUCAAGAACUGGAUCAGAAAUUGGAAACAUUGAAAAAGGACUUAAAGAUAUUCAAAGGAGUCAAGCAGACCAACAACAAUUGACAUCAUUAUCAGUGACACCAUCGAGUUCAUCAACUGAGGAGAUCGGAUUGAAUCCGAAAAAGACUUCUAAAGAUAGCCAAACCGAGAAGGAUACAAUUGAUAUGCUUGGCACAAGUCCAAUGGGAACUUUCAUGGAGGCAACGGCGGGAACAUACAACAUGAAGACAAUUUCAACAACAAAUCUUUUAUCAACAUCAUUAAGUGAACUUCCGGCUAAUGGAGCGCCUGUACAUAACAAUAACAACAAUCACAUGAAUGGAAGAGUAAAUAACGGAUGCAAUAAUUGCAAUAUCAACAACCUUGACUAUGAUGAAGAUGACAUUUCGAUAACAUCGUCGCGUGACCAUAGAAGAUGCAUCAAUUAUGAAGGCCAAUGCGAUUAUUUAAUUGCAGUUCAUCGAAAAUUCACACGUCAAGAUACUUAUUUCUUAUCACAUCAUAAAACGAAGCCAUCACUUUUCGGUUGUCCACUGUUAAUUCCCCUUCAUGAAGGUGUUCAAAACAAAGACUUGUAUUGCAGUGUUUGGAUGCAAGUAUCGCGUUUAUUAAGUCCACUGCCUCCAUCAUCAACACAAAAUCAUGCUGAAGAUUGUGACGAUAGCUUAGGCUACGAUUUUCCGUUUACAUUACGAGCUGUUAAAGAGAAUGGACAAGUUUGCGCUCUUUGUCCGUGGGCGAGAUUUUGUCGUGGAUGUCAAAUUCCUUGUAAUGAUGAAAUGUUUUUACAUGGAAUCAUCACAUCAUCGUGUUGUUCAUCAAAUUCGUCGACACCAAAUCUAUCAGCACGUGAAGUCAUCAGUCUUAAUACUGUUAUAACUUCAAGUUCAGUGUAUAUAGCAAUUGAUUGGGACACGUCAGCACUUCAUUUACGAUACCAAAGCACGAGGGAAAAAAUAUUUCAAGAGCAUAGCUCACUUGCAGUUAUUCGACGUCAACAAACUGAACCUGUUGAUUUGGAUCAUUGUUUAAGAGCUUUUACAUCCGAAGAGAAGUUGGAACAAACUUAUUAUUGUUCACAUUGCAAGUCGAAACAACCAGCAACGAAGAAACUUCAAUUAUGGAAGUUGCCGCCAGUUUUGAUUGUUCAUUUGAAACGAUUCAACUUUAUGAAUAACAAAUGGGUGAAGUCACAAAAAGUUGUCAACUUUCCAUUCGAUAAUUUCGAUCCGACGCCAUAUUUAGCGAGUGUUCCACAAGAAACAAUUUUACGUCAUCGUGAACUUCUCGAACAGAAGACUAAGAACAUCAGAAAUCACGAUUGUGAUGAUGAAAUAACUGAGUUUGAUCUGGAGAACGACAUUCCAUUAAAUGAGAGUCGUGUUUGUGAUAUUAUUCAGGAGAAUGGAGAUGUGAUCAUUGCUGAGAGUAGUGAGCCGACUGAUGGAAAAUCACCAACCCGAACUCAUCCAAAUACCAGCAACAAUAGUAAGACAAAUCGAAGGAAACGUUUAGUGUCGACGAGUCUGACAAAAACUCCAAUUGUCGAUGGCGACUUAAAUGAUUUCAACAAUCACAGGUUGAAGCUUGGCGCUGAUCCACUUGACUUAAAAUACAAACUUUAUGCUGUUGUUUCACAUUCAGGAAUGCUCAAUGGUGGUCAUUACGUCGCUUAUGCUUUAAAUGCAAACAACAAAUCUUGGUAUUGCUACAACGAUUCAUCAUGCCGUGAAAUUAAUCAACAGCCAAACAUCGAUCCCAGUUCUGCUUAUCUUUUAUUCUAUGAACGUCAGAAUUUGGAUUAUUUACCAUAUCUGCCAAAAAUUGAGAACAAGCAACCGUUGUUGAAUGGUAAUGAAUUGUUGGAAGAAAGUGACAAUGAACUUAAGAAAGCUUGCGUCUUGUCGUGAAUUUAUUUAUGCUUCAAAUUAUUCAUUCAGUCAGUUACUCAUUCCUACGUUUUCACUUAUUGUCAUGUGUCAAAUUUAAAAAGUUGAAUUGAAAUAGAAAGAAAGAAAAAAAAAUUGAUUUCAAACUUGAACUCAUAAAGUGAUCAGGAAAAAUUCACUGCAAAGAUUUUUUUUCCAUGAAAUAUGAUAUUGAAAAAGAAGGAAGAAAGUUUAUCGUGUUUGUUAAAAUUCCGUUUUUGUUUUCUUAUUAUUAAUAUUAUUGAUGACUUCGGAUAGGGGUGACUUGACAACGACAGUAAUUUACGGAAAGAAAGUUAAAUAACGUCCCUGACUUUGAAGCUUUUCCUAUGGAAUAUUCGUUGAAAGUUUCUUCAAUUGAUGUGAAACCAUUAUGAUAAUUAUAAAUCGACUUUAAACAAUUAAAAAAAUGUAAACGAAAAUUCGAGGACAUUCAUUUGUUCUGUUUUGUUUAAUCGAAGAAAAAUCUUAAUAAUCGGUGCUUUUAAAUUGUUGAAAGUUGCAUGGCAAAAUAUAAACUGAUAAAGACAGACAAGAAGAAAUAUUUGUAGAUAGAAUAAGGAUAUCUAUGUUUUGUACCACCCCCGCAAUUUUUGAAUCACUUAAAAAUUCUUUUUCACUUUUUCUGUACAGUUUGUGCUAGUCAAGAAUCUAAAUCAGGAAGUAUUUGACUAAAAAUGCAAGCUGAAAAUCUUCUCACGAUUGUCCUUUUAUUUGUAUUUCCAUUCAUUGUUUUGUCACAAAUUGUGAUGCAAUAUCUACAUCAACAACAAUGUAAAAAACGAAAAUUUAGCAAUUGAUUAUUAUCAAACAUUCCAAUUUUAUUUUUCUUCAUUGAUUGGAUCAAAGAAAAAAACUUUCGCUUGCUAUUUAUAAAAAUUAAUUAAGAAAACCAUAAAGUGAUGAAGAAACAAGCAAAUAAAAUUAUGAACAAGAUUUAAAUUGCUUAAUCGAAAUGAAAUAUUUGUUAUUUCAACAAUCAAUAUGCUGCUGAUAAAAAAAGAAAAACAAAUAAAAUAAAAAUUAAAAAUCAAUC
Clunio marinus is the source of this 6186-nucleotide messenger RNA. The record is from the annotation of a GenBank genome assembly. Lineage: Eukaryota; Metazoa; Arthropoda; Insecta; Diptera; Chironomidae.